Molecule: messenger RNA, 1058 nt
Organism: Zerene cesonia (dogface butterfly)
Lineage: Eukaryota; Metazoa; Arthropoda; Insecta; Lepidoptera; Pieridae
Exons: 8
Coding region: 1-1017 (338 amino acids)
Source: RefSeq, a predicted model, not a curated record
AUGGAGGGCGGGAGGCAGUCUCGGCUCUUGAGUCGGCUGCUCGGCAAACUCCGCGGCGAACAUCGCUCCACAUUGGACAAGAAUUUUUCAUUCAGUUCCUCGGGUAUGAGCGAGAGUGUAGGCUGCGGCAGCGGCACAGAAGACGACGUGGAACCAACCUGCACUAAAGCCACUGUAUCCAAUUCCACGAUCGACGACGCGCAAUUUGCAACUCAUGUUGAUUUACGAUAUGGAGGACAAUAUUUGACACCAGAGCAACUUCCAGAGUUCUGCAACCAAUUGCAUCACCUCGUUGAAGUCAUUAGGAACAUACAGUCAUAUGCAAAGGUCACUGGCGAAUAUCCAAGCGAAUUAGAACGCCGCUUAGAGCGUGAAGCGCGCGAAGUGGCGGCGCUCGCGAGCGAAGCGCGCAACGCGCGGGACGCGGCCGCGCGCGCCGCGCUGCAGCGGAAGGCGUUGCGGAGCGAACGCGGACACCUUUUGGCGCAACUCGCCAAGAUGCGGGAUGUUGAAAUUCGUGAGCUGGAGAGCACGGUGCGUGUGUCCGACAGAAAAUUGUACAAGAGUUAUGAAGCUGUGAAAGACGCGACCGACCCGAGUGCUUUUGAACCCAUUCUAGAGGAAAUUAGGAACAAGCAAAGCGCACUGGAAGGCCUCGAGCGGUUGAUAGAAAACCGACGUAACUCGUUGUCUAAGAAACCGUCACACGCUUUGCCACUGCCAGCUCAUAGUAACGAUGAUGGUCCAAUAUCUUCAACCCGAAAACGUCACGAGAGUCGACGGUCAAACAAGAGGAGAAGGAAAGACAUAAUACGAGAACCUCGCUCUGUCCCGCUCUCGGGGGAACCUAGCUCGCAUGAACCACAUCAGCAGGUGACGUUGUACAUCCGCGGCGUGGGCGUGAAUCCGCAAGCGUCGCGCAUGCGCGCGGGCAGCGCGGCGGCGGUCACGCUCGGCGCGCUCGACGUGCCCGCACGGGGCAGCGUGCAGGAUAUACUGUUUUUUACGGCUCCUUGAUUAUGAGACUUAUGACUGUUGAAAUAAAGUGCAUUAUACUU